CCCGACAGCAGGCAUCGGGUCACCAGGCAUGACAGCGGGCACUGGGUCAUCAGGCAUUGGAUCGUCUGGCACGACAGCGGGCAUCGAGUCACCAGGCAUGACAGCGGGUACUGGGUCAUCAGGUACCGGAUCGUCUGGAUCGACAGCGGGCAUCGAGUCAACUGGCCUAAUGGAAUCAUCAGGCUGGAUCAGUUCAUCAUGCUGGGUAGAGGCAUCAGGCUGAAUGGAGGCAUCAGGCUGGGUGGAGGCAUCAGGCUGGGUGAAGGCAUCAGGCUGGGUGGAGGCAUCAGGCUGGGUAGAGGCAUCAGGCUGGGUAGAGGCAUCAGGCUGGGUAGAGGCAUCAGGCUGCAGUGCGGACGGCAGGCUCACCGGUUUGGAUACUGGCAGGAUGGUACUGGUUGGAAAGAAUUUUCACUUUUUUCUGGUUUUAACUACUGGAGCACUGCAAGUAAACGCAGGUCUGCAAACGAAUGGAGCAGCUGAGGACAGAGAAGAGCUGGAAGAUGGAACAGAGGAGGGAGCAGUUGCUACAGAGGACUUCUUUACAGGGUUAAAGAAAGGAUAGGUGCAGCGAGUGGGAACAGAGGACUGGUAUGUGGUAGUUAGAGUAUACUGGGCAGUCACUGGGGGUGCUGUCGGGGAUGCAGGAAGAGUGCCUUGAGCAGAGGAAUGACGUUGCAAACUGACUGAGGCUGGGUGCAACAAGUCUGACCAUGUCUGCAGUAUGGGUUGAACAAAGCUGAGCUUACACAAAGCCUGUCUGGUCAAAGACUGCACUGCGUUUAUACAAUCUCUUAGUACCUGUGGUGAACAUGCAGAAUAACACUCCAGAAAGUAAUCCACAUCAUCCUCUAAUAACCAUACCAGGGACUCUACCUGGUCGGCACUAAAUGGUGGCAAAAAUUCAUCCCUCCAUUCGGGGGGGUACCAGAUGAAACCAACUCAGCACAAACCUGAAUCAAUGGCUGCACCUCAGAGAAUUCUGUGCCCUGAUCUACUAGGCAAUGAGCGAUCCUUAUACACUCUAGUAGUUGAUCCCGGGUAUACUCCUUCAGAGUCUGAUAAGCAUAUUCUCUGUCAUCAAACACUAGCAGAGAUAAAUACACCACCUCAUCAAGAUCCAUCCUUCCCA
Staurois parvus is the source of this 1132-nucleotide messenger RNA. The record is from the annotation of a GenBank genome assembly. NCBI's taxonomy places the organism in Eukaryota, Metazoa, Chordata, Amphibia, Anura, Ranidae.